GCUUGUUUUGUAUGUGGGCAGCUCAGUCCACACAGCUGCUUUUAAUAUGGCGUAUUGGUUCCAAGUGUAUUGCAAAUGAAAUGAAUGGUAACAGAGUUAGUGCUGGUUGCUGGUGGUGGUGAAAUGAGAUUGCUUUAGUUUUCUGCUUGCACUCUCUGUAGGGUACGUGCAAGUGCAUGUAAAGGAUCUGGCAUUACGGAUGCUGCUGUAGCAUGCAUGCUUGGGGAGACUAGGGAUCAAUUCAGUGUUCCAGAACAGGCUGUGGGGUUUACAACAAAGCACUUUGGAACGCCUGAGGGAGUUCUAUUUUUUAAGUCGGGUUCUUAAAGAGAAUUCAGUAAUCAACUCUGGGGCUUUGUACUGUACAUAAAAGCAUUUCUGGAAUCUGUACUUGUUUUCCUGCCUGAACACCAGCAGAGUGUAAAUAUGCAGGGGCUGUCUUGGGCCCAGUCUAGAAAAGGCAAGAGCAACAGAUCUGGCUGUGGUUGAAAGAGGACACCCUGUGAUUUCAGGCUAGGCAAGUUGAACAGCACCCCGCAGAUAGCUGACUGCCCCUCCAGCCCCUCAGUCCAGCCUCCGAGCAGCCAGCAGAGAGGGGAGGACAGCGACCCCUGUUGGACGCCGCCGAACAACCCCAACAGGAGCGGCCUUCACACCAGACCCAUCCGCCACCCGGAGCUCCGCAAGUACUACUUAAUGGAUUCCCUUUCAUUGCAAGAAGAAACAAAGGCUAAAGGCGCAGUUUGGGAUCAGCCUCACGGAACAGUUGAAUACACAGUGCAUUCCAAGGACACUCUGUUCAGUGUAGCGUCCCAGUUCCACACCACCCCAAGCCAGCUGAUGAAAUGGAACCGACUGUACACUCAAACACUGCUGCCAGGACAGCGGCUGUAUCUUCCAUAUCUGAAGCUGCCGUCGCCUCAGGGUGCUGUGUCUCUUCCUGAUGAUCGAGCCGCUGACAGCCCCACUUCCUGUCCUCCCAGCAGCCCUCUGACUCCUUCCCUAGAUGCGGAGUAUGACAAGCUGUUGGACGUGGAGGGAGUCCCAAUGCCUGAUGGACAGCUCUGUCUGCUGGCCCUGCCCCCAGAGUGCUUUCCCGCCCAGGAGGAGGAGCCUGUCGCCGUGCGCUACCUGAAGCUGUGGUGCCGCUACAUCACCGACAGGAAGGGCGUGGUCACAGGGAUCCUGCUCGUCACGCCCAAUAAGAUUUUCUUCGACCCCUACAAGUCCCACCCCCUGGUGCUCGAGCACGGCUGUGAGGAGUACCUGCUGUCCUGUGCCAUCGACAGCCUCGUCUCGGUCUCCUUCUUCAGCGAUAUCUCUGGGGUGCACUUCUUCACCAGAGCCUCCCCACUGGCGAGAAAUAAGAAGGUCAAAAAACCCAAAGCGCUAAACCUGGAGUCGCUCAAACGUGGAGUGAGGCCUAGUCUUGGGAUUAAAUCAGCCUCGCCUUCAGACCCCCAGCAGGACACGGGCAGCAUCCUGCCCACAUCUCCCCCUCUACCAGACAGCUGCUUGAGUUCGCUUUUAGGCCGGAAGCUGUCAGUUGAAGACAAAAACAUCUGGCAGGAGUGUUUAACAGGUCCCCAGGAAACCCUGGCUCAUUCUCAAACAGCAUGGGCCGCCAUGGACUCUGGUCAAGGCCUUGGUAACCAGGGCGGCAGCCUGGGGGAGUUUGGAGGCAGAGAGAACCUGGAGGAGGGGUAUGUCAAUGUGGGAGCAGGAGUCCUGGGCAGUGCUGCCACCUUCUGCUGUGGAGGUGGUGGAGCAGAGGGGUCAGGAAAAGGCAUCCGUAUGGAAAAGGUGAAAGCUGGAGGAAAUGAAAAGGAGAACGCACUGCUGGACAAACAGUUCAAAAGAGGUCCUUCCAAGCAACCUGCUGCCCGCUCUGCUCUGAGGUUCCUUCGGCUGAGGCUCCAGGUCCCCUUGAAGAGAAAAUCCGUCUUCUCUCCGGAGCACAGGGCUGACAAGAGACAGCUGAGCCGAGACGUCUGGUUCACCCUCACUCAGGACAAGUCGGAUGAGCUGUAUGCCUAUCUGAGUUACUGGAGGCCUGACCUGUACAUCAUGGAGGGGGGCGGGGAAGAGGAAGAGGAGGAGUUUGUGCUGGUGGAUGAUGAGGAGGAAAUCUCCCCGACUGAGAACCACAGCGCUCCCCGUGUGGUGGAGGACUGGGAGAUCAUCUCUGUGGAAGACGGUGGAGGGGAGCAGGCCAAAGAGCCGGAGGCCCUGACGGAUAUCCUGGAGCAGUCAAACAUCAUGGAGGAGAGUCACAUCCGAGAGCUCUCCAGCCACCUUCCCCCGAGGAUCCUGAUCCACUCCUGGCAGUUAGCGUACAGCACCUCCCUGCACGGCUCCAGCCUGAAGACUCUCUACAGGAAGCUGUCACAGAGAGAGUCCCCAGCACUGCUGGUGAUAAAGGACUUCCACAACCAGAUUUUUGGAUGCUUCGUCUCCCACCCUUUGAGGCUCAGCGACUCGUUCUAUGGAACGGGAGAAACGUUCUUGUUCACUUUCUACCCGGAGUUUAAGUGUUUCCAUUGGACGGGAGCGAAUUCCUUCUUCAUUAAAGGCGAUUUGGAUUCCGUUGCAAUUGGUGGAGGAAGUGGUCAUUUUGGGCUGUGGCUGGAUGAGAACCUCUACCUGGGGUGGAGCAGUCCCUGCAGCACCUUCGACAAUGACACCCUGUCGGAGACGGCAGACUUCCGAGUGCUGGAGCUGGAGGUGUGGAACUUCUACUAGCAACACCCUCGCGAAAAACAAUCCGGGGUGGACUGGACACAAGAAGUCCAUCCUGCUGGACCACCCACAGCACUGCAGUGAACAUCCCUUUCACAGUAUAACCAAACUAGUUAACUAAAUUAAUACUGCAGCGUGAACAAGCUUCCACUGGAGUCGCCUGGAAGGAGAGCCAAGGAGAAUACCAGAGCCAAGACUUGGGGAUCAUGCUGUGUACUGGACUAGAAUAUUCCCAUGGGGCUACUGCAGCGGGGCGAUAGAAUGGGGUUCUUUUCUAGAAUUGUGCUGCACACUCAUGGCACAUCUGCCACUCUUGUCAAAGAUGCUGCUUCCAUACCCUGGGAGAGUACUUGUUUCACUUAGCUUCUGACUGCACUUUCUGUUGUUAACACAUGUUGAUUAUUGUGUACUGAAGGGUCCUGUCAACCCACCAUGAUUAAAGCUGCAGCAUUCGUUCAUUUAUGUUCUGCGUGGACCGUACAGUACGUCCCAUUUUAGAGCGAAUUUGUUGCCAAGCUGUUUGUGUGUAUUACAUUAGUUUGAUUCAGACAAUUGAUGGGGUUUUAAAAACUCUGUCUUACUAUAUAUAUUUGUAUGAUUUUUAGACCUUUCUCCUUUUAACAAUAAACUGCGCACAGUUAAAACUGCUCAAGCAUGAAUAUCAUUGUGUAUAAAUAAAAUGCCUAAAUGAUU
Molecule: messenger RNA, 3432 nt
Organism: Acipenser ruthenus (sterlet)
Lineage: Eukaryota; Metazoa; Chordata; Actinopteri; Acipenseriformes; Acipenseridae
Product: nuclear receptor coactivator 7-like
Exons: 16
Coding region: 697-2742 (681 amino acids)
Biological process (GO): regulation of transcription by RNA polymerase II; response to oxidative stress
Cellular component (GO): nucleus
Source: RefSeq, a predicted model, not a curated record